UUCUCUUCCAAAAUUUAUCAUUCUAGUCGGAUAUUGUUUUUGCUUCAACAGUGUUUGAACGAGACAAUUCUGCUAUUUCGAAGAAACUUUGAUAUUAUUAAUUUAAACCCUUGAAAUUGCUUUGAAAAUGCUUGCCAGGUGUCGCCAAAAUUACCAUUCUUGCAGCGAAGCAGAAGUCAACAAGCAAAUCAACUUGGAGUUGUAUGCAAGCUAUGUGUAUUUGUCCGUGGCCUACCAUUUUGACCGUGACGACGUUGCAUUGAAAGGAUUUCACAAAUACUUCAAGAAAGCCUCUGAUGAGGAAAGAGAACACGCUGAAAAGCUGAUGCAGUUUCAAAAUCGUCGUGGUGGUCGUAUUGUUUUGAAGGACAUAAAGAAACCAGAGAAAGAUGAAUGGGGAAGUGGACUGGAUGCCAUGAAGACUGCAUUAUCUUUGGAAAAGACCGUGAAUGAAGCAUUGUUCCAGUUACAUGAAGUUGCUGUCACCAACAAGGAUGAUGAGAUGGCUGAUUUUAUUGAAGCCAAUUACUUGCAUGAGCAGACUGAUGCCAUCAAGGAAUUGUCAGACCAUAUUACCAACCUUGAACGUGUUGGCGAAGGCUUGGGUGAAUUCCAAUUUGACAAGCUCACAUUGGAUGGUGAUGACUAAUUUCUACUUUGUUGAUAAACUGAAUUCAUGUAACCAGGAAUGAUUGAAUAGCUUAGUAACAAUAUUGUGAUGAUCAAGGAAAAGUGUAAAAGGGAUUAAAAAUUAUUAAAGCAUUUGUUGUUUUGUGUAA
Messenger RNA from Dendronephthya gigantea, 779 nucleotides. RefSeq names its product soma ferritin-like. Bases 128 to 649 code for a protein of 173 amino acids. The transcript is spliced from 5 exons. NCBI's taxonomy places the organism in Eukaryota, Metazoa, Cnidaria, Anthozoa, Malacalcyonacea, Nephtheidae. Gene Ontology annotation, molecular function: ferric iron binding; ferrous iron binding. The record is from RefSeq and is a predicted model, not a curated record. Gene Ontology annotation, biological process: iron ion transport; intracellular iron ion homeostasis. Gene Ontology annotation, cellular component: cytoplasm.